UCUUCCAACAAGUUUUCAUUCAGUUACCGUUUGACACUGGCUGAUUGAAGUCUGUAGUACGCAAGUGCAUCAUGAAGUCUCUGACAGAAUAUCAACCGCCACGCUAUCCCACCAAUUUGUUACAAAAAGAUUGGAGUAAACGUAAAUUACACUACCGAUCGGAACGACUAGAUUACAUUAGAAAGGUGCAUAAUGUUGAGGUAUUUCCGGAUGAUGUUUGGUUGGUGACCUUACCAAAAUGUGGUACCACUUGGAUGCAGGAACUUUUGUGGCUGGUAAUGAAUGAUUUUGACUUUGAAACUGCGAAAAGUGAACAUUUGGAAGUGAGAUCGCCAUACAUGGAAUUCGAUUAUAUGAUCAACAAUGAUUUGGAGAACUGCUUCAAGCCCAUCGAACAAUUGAAGAGACCUCGUUUGAUAAAAACUCAUUUGAGUUUACCCCUCUUGCCGCAACAGAUAUGGGACAAGAAACCAAAGGUCGUUUAUGUUGCUCGCAAUAUAAAAGACGCCACUGUCUCGGAAUAUUACCAUGCACGUAAUGUAGGUGCUGCAGUGGACAAGUCAUUGGAUGAAUAUGUACGGGAAGAAAUUGAGGGCACACAACUGCAUGACCCAUUCCUGCACAUUACAGAAUUUUAUGCAUUGCGUCACGAACCUUGGCUGUUCUACACCAGUUUUGAGCGUAUGAAACUCGAUUUGCGUCAGGUCAUUACUGAUGUGUGUAAUUUCUUGGGUAAGAGCAUCGAUGAGGAAACCAUGGAGAAAAUGCUUAAGCAUUUGUCAUUUGAGGAAAUGAAAAAGAAUCCAAAGACAAAUCAUAUCUGGGAAUUUAAUCAAGUGCGAGCAAAACAUGGAGUCAGUCAAACGCCACAAGAGUUUAAUUUUAUACGAAAAGGCCAGAUGAAUGCUUAUCGAGAGGAAUUGUCGCCCGAAAUGAUUAACAAAAUUGAUAUGUGGGUGGAGGAGAAUUUGAAGGAUUUAAAUGUCUCAUUGAAUGAAUUAUUAUUACUCAAUAGUGGACAAAAAUAAAUGUGGUGAUAUUUAAAACAAGUAAAA
Messenger RNA from Stomoxys calcitrans (stable fly), 1055 nucleotides. RefSeq names its product sulfotransferase 1E1. The coding region runs from base 72 to 1028 and encodes 318 amino acids. Lineage: Eukaryota; Metazoa; Arthropoda; Insecta; Diptera; Muscidae. Gene Ontology annotation, biological process: sulfation. Gene Ontology annotation, molecular function: sulfotransferase activity. The transcript is spliced from 4 exons. The record is from RefSeq and is a predicted model, not a curated record. Gene Ontology annotation, cellular component: cytoplasm.